Molecule: messenger RNA, 414 nt
Organism: Colletotrichum fioriniae
Lineage: Eukaryota; Fungi; Ascomycota; Sordariomycetes; Glomerellales; Glomerellaceae
Source: RefSeq, a predicted model, not a curated record
AUGUCUGACGCAGCAGCCAAGAUGUGCCGCCUUUUCCAAGUCUUAUACAGCGUCGCUCUCCGCUUCGUUGAAUUCCGCGCGUCAACUCCUCAAUCGCGACAGACGCAAGCUAGCGCCGAGAUGGACGCUUACCUAGCGGCCUUGGGAUUCCCACCAAAGGGGGCUGAGGGAGGUCAACAUCCGCAGCAACAGCAACCGACCGCGUUCGCUCAAAUCACAAGCACCGCUCCGGACGUAGUCCCCACGUCUGGAAUCGCGGGUGUCGGAGUGGACGCCAUGGACGAGAGCUUGAGGCCUGGGAACCCGAUGAUGUGGAUGACCAACGCCGCUCAAUUAGAAGAUUUCUUUUACACUAAUACGGCGAUGAUGGACCUACUACAAGAGCCCGGAUUCGAAUCAACUCAGCAGCACUAG